GUAGCAACUUAUUUGUAACUGCAGAAGGAGAUGAAGCGCCGAGGAAGAAAGCCCGUUUGAUGUGGCUGCCUGCCACAUAUGAAGAAUAAAACAAAUGUCUGCUAUUUUUAAGAUUUCUCCUUUAUAACUAAGCCAAAAUGGGCAAGAGGGACAAUCGAGUGGCCUACGUAAAUCCAAUCGCUGCUGCUCGAUCCAGGGGGCCGGUGCAGAACUCAGGACCGACCAUACAGGAUUAUUUAGGCAGACCUCGACCGACAUGGGAAGAGAUAAAGGAGCAGCUGGAGAAGAAGAAGAAAGGCUCCCGAGCUUUGGCUGACUUUGAGGACAAGAUGAACGAGAGAUGGAAGAAAGAGCUGGCAAAGAACCGAGAAAAGCUGUUAGGUGCAAGCGAGAAGGACAAAGACAAAAAGGCUGGCGAGCGAGAAAAGGAGGAGAAGAAAGAUAAGAAGGAGAAAAGGGAGAAGAAGAAAUCCAGUAGGCAUUCUUCAUCUUCUUCUUCCUCCUCAUCGAGUUCUGAUUCCUCCAGCAGCUCCUCCUCAGAAUCGGAAGAUGAGCUCGAUAAGAAGAUUGUGAAGAAAAAGCGGAAAAGAAAGAAGUCGUCAGCCAGGAGAGCAUCGGAUGACUCUGAUGCAGACUCGGAUGCUGACAGAAAGAAGAAAAAGAAAAGAAUCAAGGAAGAAGGCAAUAAGGAUGACAAAAGCCGUCGAAGGAGAAUUAAAAGUGAGCCAAAGUCAUCCGCUGAGUCAGAUGGAGAUGAAAUGGCGGACACCAAGAAGAAAAAGAGAAGCAGUGAAGAAAAAGAGAAAAUCAGCGACAAAUUGAAGAAAAAGCGGAAAAAGAAGCACAAGAAGCACAACAGGAAAAAGAAAAGGAAGGCGGCAUCUCAGUCAGACUCCGAGCUGGACUAGCUGUUCACUACACCUGGUAUUGUUAUUUUUUUUCCUCCCCCCGGCCCACCAGAUUCAUCCAACUCAGAUUUGGACAAUUGCAGUGCUGUGCUGAGCUUGCGAAGCCUUGUAGAAUCUGGCGCGUCUUCUCUUUGGGGGUGCUCGCGGAGUUGCCACCGCCCAAGUUUUUGGUGUGACUGAACUUUUCAGGAGUUAUCUGCCUCCUUUGCAUGUCGAGCUGAACGCUUGGUGUCACGCCAGCCUCAUAUUGAAGUUGGAUCUGUACGAUAAAACGCGUCUCUGUUCAGUGCGGCACAUCGGUGCACUUGUACGAACCGGGAGUCCAUGAAUAAAGUCAUUGCGGUUACUUGCGGAAGACAUUUUGAAGCUUUGUCCUUAGUAGUGCGACUACCUCCAUUCCUAUUUUG
Messenger RNA from Syngnathus typhle (broad-nosed pipefish), 1315 nucleotides. RefSeq names its product family with sequence similarity 133 member B (gene fam133b). The record is from RefSeq and is a predicted model, not a curated record. Bases 138 to 908 code for a protein of 256 amino acids. The transcript has 11 exons. Lineage: Eukaryota; Metazoa; Chordata; Actinopteri; Syngnathiformes; Syngnathidae.